AUGAUUCAGACUGAUAAACUACUCUUGCCUUUAUCGACAACAAAAACGAAUAUUGUAUUAUUACUUAAUGGAUGUUUUAAUCCAAUACAUAAUAAUCAUAUUCGUUUAUUAGAAUUAGCACGAGAACAUUGUAAUUCAUUAAAUCAGUAUCAUGUUGUUGGUGGUUAUAUUUCACCAGCACAUGAUGCAUGUAUUCAACGAAAAGUAUCAAUGUGUUAUGCAACAUGGCAAAAUCGUCUUGAAAUGUGUCAUUUAGCUGUUCAAGAUUCAUCAUGGAUUAUGAUUGAUGAAUGGCAAAUAUCUCAAGAGAAAAAUCCUGGUGGACAACAAUCGAAACAACAUCUAGGUGAUUUUCUACGAAAAUCUUAUCCUACAAUUGAAAUUAUAUCGAUUUGUGGUGGUGAUGCAUUACCAAAAUUUAAAUCAACAUUUAAAAAAGAACUUGUUAUUUGUAUAACUAAUCGACCGAUCGAUGAAUUUGAUUUUAAUGAAUGGUUUCAAUCAUCAACAAUAAAACCGUAUCAUAAUAAUAUCAUUCAUCUACAUGAUAAUCAAUGUAUAAAAUAUAUGAGUAGUACUAAUAUUCGUCAACAGAUAAGUCAAAAUCUUUUGGAUUCGCCAAUCAAUGAUAUUCACCCAUCGGUACUUGAUUAUCAUCGUCAACAUGGAAUUAAUUAUCGUUCAGUAAAUGAAACCAUUCUUUGGUCAGAAUUUGAUAAUAAUGAAGAAAUUGAAAUUGGUCAAGGUCGAUGUGCAACAGUUUAUUCUAAACAAUAUAAAAAUGAAGAAGUUGCUGUUAAAGUUAUUCGUGAACGUAAACAAUUUGAAAAUGAAUCAAAAAUUCUAACAUUAUUAACUAAUGAAACAUCGUAUCAUGUAAAUGUAAUUCGUAUAUUUGGAAUAGGUAAUCAAUUUUGUGUUAUGGAAAAAUGUAAUAUUGAUCUUCUUUCAUAUAUUAAAUUAAAUCGUAUAUCAACAUGUCAAACAAUAGAAUCAAUCUUUCCCAAUAUACAAUGGUUACAAUUUAUUAAACAAAUGUUAGCAGGUUUUGUUCAUCUUGUUUCACUUGGAAUUCUUCAUCGUGAUAUUAAAACUGAUAAUAUUCUUCUAUCAAAUAUGACUGUUAAAAUAUCAGAUUUUAGUGUAUCAAUUAAUACCAAUUCUAUGAAUAAAAUGCCAGUUAGAGGAUCAAUACGUCAUUAUGCACCAGAAGCUCUUGAAGAUAAAAAAAUUUAUACAGAGAAAUCGGAUAUUUACAUGUUUGGAUGUUUACUUUAUGAAAUAGCUCAUGGUGCAGAACGUAUUUGGAAUGAAAAUACUACACCUGAAGUUGUCAAACGACGAUUAAAUGGUGAAAAACCAAUUUUUUCUGUACCAUGUGAAUCAUGGUAUAUUAAUAUGGUUUUAGAUGAUUGUUUGGCUAUGAAGGAUGACGAACGAUCAACAUUUGAACAAUUAUUACAAAAAAUUUCUAUAAAAUAA
This is a messenger RNA of Adineta steineri, 1482 nucleotides long. Lineage: Eukaryota; Metazoa; Rotifera; Eurotatoria; Adinetida; Adinetidae. The record is from the annotation of a GenBank genome assembly.